Paramecium primaurelia is the source of this 1541-nucleotide messenger RNA. The record is from the annotation of a GenBank genome assembly. Lineage: Eukaryota; Ciliophora; Oligohymenophorea; Peniculida; Parameciidae.
AUGUAUUCCCUUUAGAAAUUGGUUCCUAAUAAUAAAAUUCAAAUUUAACCUGGAGCAUUCUCAUAACAUCAGAAAUUAAAUAAGAGUGUUGAUGGUAUACUACCAGUUAAUUAAAAAUCAAUAUAAUAACUUUAAAGUUAAAUCUCAAUAGUCAACAAAAAAGAAACUAAAAAAUAAUUAAAUAAAAAAUAAGAACUAUUAUAAAUACUAGAAAAUGCAUAAGUUAAUUAAGGAUAAACGAAAUCAAUAUCACCAAAUAUAACACCUCAAAAAUAAAAAAGUAACAGAAAAUUGAAUUUUAAUCAUAUUACUGAAUAAGAUGCACUCUUUCUUAAUACAAGUAAUGCAAUGGCCAAUAUGAUUAUUGAAAAUAUACUUAAUAAAGAUGAAUAUUAUGAAAAAAUUCGUUAAGAAAAUCAAGAAUUAAAAGAAUAAUCCAUAAUAUUGUAAUUAGCUCUUAAUGAAUUGACAAAGAAAUUUUAAAUAUUAGAAUCAACAAAUAAAGAUCUCAAUUAAAAUCUAUAAAAUGAACGUAAAAUAUAUCAGAAUCAAUUAAUUAAUAUAAAUGAUUAAAUUUAAUAGAUGAAACCUUUAAAAUUUAAUCUUUAAAUGGAAUAAAAGAAAACUGAAUCAUUAAAUAAACAAUUAUAAGAUUAAAUUGCAAUUAAUAAUGGAUUAAAAUCAUUUAUUUGUGAUAAUUGUUUAAUCUGCAUAGAAUUUCUAUCCUUUUUUUAGAAAAUUGUAGAACAUUUUAAACCUUAAAUGUUAUUUGCAUAUGAAUCUCUUAUCUAAAUAUCAAAACAUUCAACUGCAUUUAUUUUAGAUUUCAUUUCUAAAACAUAAAAUCUCAAUUUACCUGCUCUCAGAAAUUGUUAAUUACCAGAAGAAUUUGAUGUUAAUGGAUUCUUUUUAAAUGUUGAAUCUUUAAAAUUUAAUGAAUCAUCUGAAAUAUCCUUCAGAAAUAAAAGUAAUAAUAAUUCAAAACAUAAUAUUAUAAUAACAAAUCACACACCUCCUCUUAAUGAAUCUCCUAAGCCUAUGAGAAAUGUAUUAUUACAAGAACAAUUUAAUUAAUUUAUAAACAUUAAUGAUCCUUAAGUGGGUAGUCCUUAUUUUACAGAUCUAGGAUUAGUAGACAAAUAAGGAGUAUUAAAUAAAAAAAUUUAUUAAUUGUAAUUAAAUGCAGCUAAAACAGUCAAUUAAGAAACUAGUGAAAAUUCUCAUUAUUUUCAAUCAUUUAAAUAAAAUAAUGAUAAUGAAACCACCCAAAUGGAUUAGUAAAUAUUAAGAGAAUAGGAUAAAUAAUCAAAAAGAAAUAAGGAAAAUUCAUAGUCUAAUUAUUAAUAUGUAAUUGCAAAAUAUGACUAUAAAGCAUAGAAAGUAAAGAUAUUUAAUGAUUUUUAUAGGAUUAAGAUUUAAGCUUUAAGAAAGAAGAUUAAAUAAAACUAUUAAAGAAAACAACAAAUGGAUGGUGGUAUGGAGAAGAUAAGAAUUAAGUCAAAGGAUACUUUCCACACAAUUUUGUUUAAUCACUAGGAUGA